Molecule: messenger RNA, 535 nt
Organism: Macadamia integrifolia
Lineage: Eukaryota; Viridiplantae; Streptophyta; Magnoliopsida; Proteales; Proteaceae
Exons: 3
Coding region: 1-480 (159 amino acids)
Source: RefSeq, a predicted model, not a curated record
AUGGUUUCAAGUAUGGGUUUGAAAUGGAAAGAAAAGGAUAGCUCGCUUCUCUUAGACUCUCCAAAGAGCCCAGAUGAGCUUCUUUACGCUAUUAGCAACCCAUUACGCCCUUACCCAAGAAAAAACCCAUUACGCCAUUGGUACUCUCAGGGAUUUUCUGUAAAAUUGGCGUAUUUACGAUGGAGAGCCACUCUGUCAAACGGGUUAUUUAUUAAUAUCACACCCAACCAAACGACGGCGGCGAGAGCUCUACAGAGAGGGCACAGCGGCGCGGUGACGAAAGCUCUGCGGAGAACAGCAAAUGGGUUAAGACGACAGAGCACAUCAAUGAAGGGGCAACGACCAUGGAGCAGAUCGACAGCCAAGAACAGCAAACAAUGGCGGAACAGAGCGACGACAGAGCAAAUUGAUGGCAGAUUUCAGCUAACGACGGUGGAGCGUAGCGAUGAAAAAGGUUAUGUUUCGGCUUUUACGGUUUAAGGUUUAAUUCAUAUGGAAUGGUAAUUUCGGUAUAAUAUUACAUGAGGUUAUUACU